This is a messenger RNA of Thalassophryne amazonica, 1185 nucleotides long. RefSeq lists its product as uncharacterized. Gene Ontology annotation, molecular function: serine hydrolase activity. Bases 225 to 1085 code for a protein of 286 amino acids. NCBI's taxonomy places the organism in Eukaryota, Metazoa, Chordata, Actinopteri, Batrachoidiformes, Batrachoididae. The record is from RefSeq and is a predicted model, not a curated record. The transcript has 4 exons.
UCCACCGCUCACUGCUGGGAAGCUACGGGCAGUGUGUCGUGAUUCAGGAAGUUCAAGUAAACAACAACAACAAAAAACAAACGACUGCAACACGGAGGUGUGAGACUGUUCUUUUCCCAGGAGUCCAAGGGGAACGGAGAGACUUGGAACUUAAUUGGAAUUUUCUAUCACAACGUUACUUGGCGACUCAAGCGAACGGCAGGCACUCGACAUAACAGGUUUCCAUGGCAGCAAUUACUAUGUUGGCCAGAGCAACUUUAAGUCAAGGCAUUAUUUCCCACCGCCUCAGGAAGAAUGUCACUCUGUACAUCAAUGAACUAGCAUCGCCUGUGUCAAAGUAUCCAACCCAAACUGACGACAGUGUGAAACCUCUAAUACUGAUGCUGCCUUGGUUAGGUUCACGUCCCCAAGCUGUGGCCAAAUAUUGUGAAAUCUACUUUCACAUCGGUUUGGAUGUGCUUGUUGUGGAGAGUGAGCUGAAAAACUUCUUGUGGCCACGAUGGGGUUUGGACAGUGGACAGAGUUUACUGGAGCUGCUCCAUAGUGACCGCUUUUUGUCAUGCCCGCUGCUCGUCCACGCCUUCUCUGUUGGUGGAUACACAUUUAGUCAGAUGUUGAUGCACGUGUACCAGGACCCACAGAAAUAUCAGGCAUUCGUAAAGAGGAUUAAAGGCCAAAUCUAUGAUAGCCUGGUAGUGGGCUCUCUGGAGAACAUGGCAGCAGGUCUAGGAAAAACAGUGUUUCCUCGUUUGGAGACAUUAGUAAAACAAACAAGUUUAUUAUACUUUCGUAUAUUUAAAGCCCAAACCGUAGAUAACUUCAACAUAUCCAUCAAUGGAUUUUGGAACACUCCUGUUACUGCACCUUCCCUGUUCUUCUUCUGCGAAAACGAUGUCAUGAGUGACACACGACUUUUGGAGGAAAUGAUCUGUUUUUGGCAGAAGCGUGGGAUGGAUGUUACGGCAAAGAAGUGGGAGGAUUCAACGCAUGCAGGUCACAUGAAGAGGCACCCACAAGAAUAUCUGGACACUCUUAAGACAUUCCUCCAUUCAGUCCAUAUUUCCCCUCUUCAGGCUAAAAUGUAAUUCAGUGUGUGUCAUAGUUUUAGGCAGAAAUUGAAGUUUUGGGUGUCCAAAAAAAAAAAAAAACCAGGGUGUCCAAGAUUUUUGGCGCUGACCAGCGUCA